Molecule: messenger RNA, 779 nt
Organism: Lobosporangium transversale
Lineage: Eukaryota; Fungi; Mortierellomycota; Mortierellomycetes; Mortierellales; Mortierellaceae
Exons: 4
Coding region: 69-719 (216 amino acids)
Molecular function (GO): zinc ion binding; DNA binding
Source: RefSeq, a predicted model, not a curated record
UUUUUUUUUUUCUUCUUUCUUUCUUUCUCUCUCACUUUAUUUUCGUCAACACAUUCUCUCCGAGCAUCAUGGAAGACAACAACGCUCAGAACAUGCCCAUCAACUGCGCCAAUGGUUGUGGUUUUUAUGGAAACCCCAUCAAUAACAACCUGUGCUCAAAGUGUUUCAAGGAACUGAGCCAGAAGAAUGGAGCACUUCAGGUCGACAAUAACAACACUGCCACCGCAGCAUCAUCCUCUACAGUCCUUUCAGAGAAACCUACCCAAUCUUCUACACCCACUGUAGCUGCAACGCCAGCACCGACUAGUGCAACAACACCCACAUCUACAACCCCCGUCGCUUCAUCUGGUCCUGCUACUCCCUUGCCCUCAACACCCACACCUGAGAUUGCUCGGAUCUCAACACCCACUCCCGAAAGUGGGGCAAGCACACCAACGUCUAUUGCCUCUGAAACAAUGGAGGGGCUUGCACCAGGCGAACGCCCUCCUCAGGUCAACAAGGGUCGGUGCUAUCUUUGUCGUGCAAAGAUCCCUCUUGCUAAACAGGCCAUCAAUAAAUGUCGAUGUGAAUUCGUUUUCUGCGAUACACACAAGGCCUCCACGAAACAUGAUUGUGACUUUGACUUUGCAAAGAUGGGCAAGGAUCAACUUAGUCGAGCAAACCCCAAGUUGAACGAUAAACCCAAAGGUGGAAGGAGCUUCACUCGUAUCCAGGAUUAAGAUAGCCUCUUUGACAGUGUCACAGCAUAUUUCGCAGACGAUAAUGAUAGUAAAAAGCAC